AUUUAUAUAUGCACAUACAUUCUUAAAUUUAAAUUUAAUAAGAAAGAAAGAUAAAAUCAGUUCAAACUAGUUAUUAUUUAUUUCAUCAUGCAGCAAAAAAAAAUUGGAUUUCUGGAGAGACUUAAUUCAGGUGAAAUUAUAAUUGGAGAUGGGGGGUUUGUUUUUGCAUUAGAAAAAAGAGGCUAUGUUAAGGCAGGACCUUGGACUCCUGAAGUCAAUAUUGAACAUCCUGAAGCAGUUAGAGAACUUCACAGAGAAUUUCUGAGAUCGGGUGCCGAUGUAAUGCAAGCUCUGACCUUUUAUGCCAGUGAUGACAAAUUAGAGAAUCGUGGAAAUCAAGCCAAACAUUUGUACACGGGCGAAGCUAUUAAUUAUGCAGCUUGCGAGUUGGCGAAAAGUGUCGCGGCUGAAAGGAAAAAUACAUUGGUGGCCGGAGGCGUGUGCCAAACCCCUUCUUACCUCGAUGGCAAAGGCAAAGAUGCCGUUCAAAACGAGUUUCGGAAGCAACUCAAGGUGUUUGUUAAACAUGACGUGGAUUUCUUGAUUUGCGAAUAUUUCGAACACAUAGAAGAGAUUGAAUGGGCUAUUGAAGCUUGUAAAGAGACUGGAAAACCCGUGGCAGCAACUAUGUGCAUAGGUCCAAAUGGCGAUAUGAGUGGCGUGUCACUCGGUGAAUGUGGUGUAAGAUUGGCCAAAGCAGGAGCGUGCUGCAUAGGAAUAAACUGCCAUUUCGACCCUUUAACUUGCGUUAAAACAGUUUGUCUAAUGAAAAAGGCCUGCGAAAAGGAAGGCAUUAAAGUGCAUUACAUGUGCCAACCCUUAGCUUAUCAUACCCCAGAUUGUAGCAAGCAGGGAUUUAUUGCUCUCCCAGAAUUCCCUUUUGCCCUGGAACCACGUAUAGUGACGCGAUUCGACGUUCAAGCGUAUGCCAGAAAAGCAUACGAGUCCGGUAUACGAUACAUAGGCGGUUGUUGUGGGUUCGAACCAUAUCACAUCCGUGCCAUAACCGAAGAACUUAUUAACGAAAAGAGACACGCUGGAUCCGCCAAUGGAUUCCCCUAUGAAACACCAGCGGCUCUAGAUAAACACGGCUUAUGGGGAUCCGAACUUAAAAUUCAUACCAAACCUUUCGUCAGAACUAGAGCCAACAGAAAUUACUGGGAAAAUUUGAAGCCUGCGUCUGGUCGACCAUAUUGUGCUAGUCUUUCUAGACCUCACGAUAUUGAAAUGCACCCCGGAGACAAAAUCCUAAAGCAAGGACCUCAAGAAACGAGUGAAGAAGAUCAAGCCGAGCUAUUAAAGGUGCUUGAGAAUUGUAAAACAGGACACCAUAUUAAAGGGGGCGAUGGCAAUCAUUCCGACAACUUACUACUCGAUUUUAAUUAAAACCUAUUAAUUUUUUAUUUGAUGCCAAAACAGUAUCAC
This is a messenger RNA of Gordionus sp. m RMFG-2023, 1425 nucleotides long. Its product is annotated as betaine--homocysteine S-methyltransferase 1-like. The coding region runs from base 88 to 1386 and encodes 432 amino acids. Gene Ontology annotation, molecular function: zinc ion binding; betaine-homocysteine S-methyltransferase activity. The transcript has 9 exons. The record is from RefSeq and is a predicted model, not a curated record. Lineage: Eukaryota; Metazoa; Nematomorpha; Gordioida; Chordodea; Parachordodidae.